AAAAAUUUAAACAACCAUUAGUAUAAAGUUUAAGAUGGAUAUCUAGGUGAAAUACGAAAAUGAAUAAACAACAUUUAUUGGAGUGCAGUCAUAUGAAGAUCUAUUACAAGAAAUCUAAUAAAAGUAUCCUGUCUUGAUGAAUAUUGAAUUGUGUUAUUUAGAUGAGGAAGGAGACACAAUUCAAGUCUCAAAUACCAGUGACAUAAUAGCAAUAGUAAUAGUAUUAGGAAUAAUUAAUAGACAGAUUUUUCUAGAGUGAUUCUUUAAAUGGAAGCAUAAAUUGAUUAAUAGAAAGUUUAAGAAUUAGAGAGAGCCAGAAAAAUAGAAGAAUUAAAAUAGAAACGACUUGAGGAAUAAAGGAGAAAAAAGUUAGAAGUAAAUUAAUGGAUAAUAAUGAUUAGGAAAUACAAAAAGAAAUGAAUAAAAUUUAAGAGUUAAAUCAAGAGAAAUUCUUUAUUGAAAAUUAGAUUGGACAUUAAAUUGAAGAACUUAGAAAUCGAUAGGAGUAAAUGAGGGAUUUUAAAGUUUAGCCCUUGGCUGAUUUUCAGCAAGUUUUUUAUGAAUCAAAUUUAUUUGAUUUAGUAAGAGAGAAAGAGUCUGAAUUAUUGUUAUUAGAAGUAUAUAUAUUUAUAUGUUUUAGGAGAAGAAAGGAUUUGAUACUUAAUUAAAGACAAUCUAGAAAGAAGUAUAGGAUGCAUUUGAGAAGCUGUUUACAAGAAGAGCUCUAUAACAUUAAGAAAAUUAUGCUAAAUACCUUGAUAACAAACAAAAGAUGAAUAAUAUUAACUAAUAAAUUUAGUAAUUGAAUAAUGAGAGAUAAGAUAAACUAUUAAAAUUGGAUGAGAGACUGAACAGACUAAAAGAAAAUGUGUCAAAAAUGAGAGCAGAAUUAAAUCUACCAUAAGAGAAUAAUGAUAAAUUUUGAU
Molecule: messenger RNA, 926 nt
Organism: Paramecium sonneborni
Lineage: Eukaryota; Ciliophora; Oligohymenophorea; Peniculida; Parameciidae
Source: the annotation of a GenBank genome assembly